CCAGAAGACACCAUUCGCAUUUGUGCAACGGAUCUGGCAAGAGUUACACCGCGGUUUCAGUUCUUAAAUAAGAGUUUUGGCUGUCUUUUCAAAUUGUAAAACUUUCAUUGACUUCGUUUGUCAAUAGAAAGCUCAAUUGUUUCAUAGAAUACAUUUGUUAUAUAAUGGAUAUAGAUUACAGAAAGUUUGCGAAAAUUCUCGCUACGCUGGAUAUGUACCUUUCGGUUGCUGUGUUUAUGAUAUGGGUGUUCCAACCAUCAGACGACAUACGAUUAGGGAAAUAUGCUAUAUUUGUUGGAAUUGAUGUUGACAUAUUUUAUACAAAUAAUUACAAUCAUACCGAUAAACAUGAUGUAGAAAACAGCUCUCGUGAGUUCUUUGUAACUCUAACCUCCAUGUUUGCAAUAUCAGAGGCUGUGUGCUCUGCAUUCCUCCUAUGGGGGUUCAUAAAAAAUGUGGUUGGAUAUACUGACCCAUGGAUGUCAUUCAAGUUUUCCAGUUUUUUGCUGCAGAUUGGUUGCUUAACAUAUUACUUUGUGGUUAAUGAAAUCUGGAGUCCAAGUAUUGUCAUACCAACAUCUUUAAGCAUAGUAUAUAGCUGCAUUGCAUUACAAAUUGUGGCAAAAGCCGUGUAUCAACUGGAGGAGCACAGGUCAUCAGAUACUGAUGAGAAAUACAGUUUCUGUGAGACAGUCUGCAGGAGUUUCUAUACAAGGAUCAGCAGAGCUCAAGAAGAAACCAUCAGUGCCCAGAGGGCUGAAGAGGGACCCAUCAGUGCCCAGACGGAUGAAGAGGGGCCCAUCAGUGCCCAGAGGGCUGAAGAGGGACCCAUCAGUGCCCAGACAGAUGAAGAGGGGCCCAUCAGUGCCCAGAGGGAUGAAGAGGGACUCGUCAGUGCCCAGAGGGAUGAAGAGGAACCCGUCAGUGCCCAGAGGGAUGAAGAGGAGCCCUUCAGUGCUCAGAAGCCUAAAGAGGGAUCAGACAGUGCCAAUACCACUGAUUAGAAAAACACUAGUAUGCAGAGUACUGAAGAGGGAUUUGAAACUGUUGAAAAGUCUGGAUUAAGAGCCAUUUUUUCUAGUCAAGAUAAAGAAGACUUAUACACCUUAGCAUGUACAUAAUUAAUAUCUUUGUUUCUGUAGUUGCAGCUUUUGGCUCAUUUCUUGCAACAUACGGAAAUGCGUUUUCUCUUUUUCAAAAAUAUUUGAAUUAUGCAAAAUAUAUUAUAAUAUUUCCUUUUCUAAGAUUUGUUAUAUAAAUGUAAGUAUUUCAGCUUUUAUUUUGUCAUUUUAAUCUAUUGUAAUAAAACUGAUGUGAAAGAAAAGUUGUUUGGUACACAAUCAUUAACAGUGAGAAGUUAACAGCUGG
Molecule: messenger RNA, 1368 nt
Organism: Zootermopsis nevadensis
Lineage: Eukaryota; Metazoa; Arthropoda; Insecta; Blattodea; Termopsidae
Source: RefSeq, a predicted model, not a curated record